AUGGAGGCUGAUUGUCCAAGAUGUCAACAAGAAGAAGAGACCACCAUGCAUCUUAUUCUUCAAUGUCCAUUUGCAAAAGCUGUAUGGUUUGCUUCCUCAGUUUCACUUCAUUCUGAUAUUAUGAUCCAUGAAAGCUUCGUUGAUUGGCUUGAACAAUGGUUUUUUAAGUCCAAACAAAUGAAUGAUUUUGACAAAAUUGAUUCUAUUGUGGCCUUUAUUAGCUGGGAGUUAUGGAAAUCAAGGAACUCUUUCAUCUUCAAAAACAACAAAGAAUUUACUCAACAAGUGGUUGAUGCAAGGAAGCAUCGAAGUUCUAUCAAUGCUGUCAUUAGAGAUGAUGCUGGUAACUUUAUUGCAGGUUCCAUCUAUUCUGAUAAUUCAACUAACAUGUUACAGCUUGAGGCAAGAGCAAUUAAAAAUGGCAUGCUUCUUGCUAUUAAAACAGGAAUUGAUCGUCUUGUUAUCGAAUCGGACAGCGUAGAGACAUAUUUGUCAUUCAACCAAUACAGUAGCUCCUUCUAUGGCCAACUUUGGGCUAAAAAUCAUUGUUGA
Macadamia integrifolia is the source of this 552-nucleotide messenger RNA. RefSeq lists its product as uncharacterized. Gene Ontology annotation, molecular function: RNA-DNA hybrid ribonuclease activity; nucleic acid binding. NCBI's taxonomy places the organism in Eukaryota, Viridiplantae, Streptophyta, Magnoliopsida, Proteales, Proteaceae. The transcript is spliced from 3 exons. Bases 1 to 552 code for a protein of 183 amino acids. The record is from RefSeq and is a predicted model, not a curated record.